Cryptotermes secundus is the source of this 743-nucleotide messenger RNA. RefSeq names its product DNA-directed RNA polymerases I, II, and III subunit RPABC3 (gene Rpb8). Bases 227 to 625 code for a protein of 132 amino acids. Gene Ontology annotation, cellular component: RNA polymerase II, core complex; RNA polymerase III complex; RNA polymerase I complex. Gene Ontology annotation, molecular function: DNA-directed RNA polymerase activity. Gene Ontology annotation, biological process: DNA-templated transcription. NCBI's taxonomy places the organism in Eukaryota, Metazoa, Arthropoda, Insecta, Blattodea, Kalotermitidae. The transcript has 4 exons. The record is from RefSeq and is a predicted model, not a curated record.
UGAUCGGUCCUGUUUUUCAUCAACAGCGCAAAUCGCUAUGCAGUCAGUUACGUGCGCAAGUGAGAUGUUAUUGUUUCGUGAAAAAAAAAAAAAUCCAAUAACUUGAGGUUUAAUUGUAACAGUGGUGUGAGUGAUUCACUAAUUGGGAUGAUGAGUUAAUGUGGUGGAUCUGAAAGGAGUGUGGGUGAAAUAAAUUUUCUCAAAGCGAAGUGGCAAGAAUUUUGCAAUGUCGUCAUAUUGCAUUAAAUUACCGUACGUUGUUGGAGUGCUGUCGCGGUGGCAACUUGGGCGACGUGGCCAGCUAUUGCAGUGUUGGAAGCCAUUUUUGUGUGACAAGUUUCGCCUGGUGUUGGCCACCACUCUCCGCGAAGACGGCUACCCGGACAGUGGCGACUGGAACCCGAUAGACAACGAGGGUUCACGGGCCGACAGCUUCGAGUACGUCAUGUAUGGCAAGAUCUACCGAAUUGAGGGCGACGAGUCAUCGACUGAGCCGUCGAGUAGACUGGCAGCCUACGUGUCGUUUGGUGGUCUUCUCAUGCGUCUGCAAGGAGAUGCCAACAACUUACAUGGAUUUGAAGUCGAUCAGCACAUGUACCUGCUUAUGAAGAAACUCGCUUUCUAAUCCACAUUUUAGAGAAAAACGAAAUCACAUGUUUAAUACUUAAUAUGUAAAAUUGUGUAAAACAAUGAAUCGUUAAUAAAACUGAUGCCUGUGGUAUCGUCUACACUAGACGAGAGAA